AUCUUAUUUGAUCCUAGAAACACGCUCGAAAUGGACCACAGCCACCACAUGAAUUCCAUGGAAGGCCACGGCGGCCACGGCGGCGGCAACAUGGACGACAUGUGCAGCAUGAGCAUGCUCUUCACAUGGGACACCACCAAUCUCUGCAUCGUGUUCCGCCAGUGGCACAUCCGCUCCAACACCUCGCUCGUCCUGUCUCUCAUCGCAGUUGUUCUCAUCGGCAUGGGAUACGAGGCUCUGCGCUCCGUGUCCCGCAACUACGAGGCAUCUCUGGCGAAGCGACUAGAGACCGUUCCAAGGCAAAACCGCGACGAUUUCAGCAAGCGAGGCCACCUCAUCAAAGCCCUACUCUACGCCUUUCAGAACUUUUACGCCUUUAUGCUCAUGCUUGUCUUCAUGACUUAUAACGGCUGGGUUAUGGUUGCUGUCUCGGCGGGUGCCUUUUUCGGCUACCUCUUGUUCGGCCAUUCCACGUCGGCAACAAAGGACAAUGCUUGCCAUUAAGAAAUGCGGUAUAUUACAGCUGCUUCCAGAUUUAUGCGCUUGGAGUGCGUGUUAGAAAGCGAAAUGAUUUGCUUGAUUGAUUUGCAACAUGCUUGAACAAUUACUCUAUCUGUAUGGUGUCGUCGACGAAACCUUCAUCGUCUUACUCUAUUGCGUAUACAAAGUAGACAGAUUGGGGUCGCUUCAUGGAUAACGUGGCGACCUUGCCUGGUCUUGUGACAGUUAUCAAUUUCAUUACAUCUUGGC
Messenger RNA from Trichoderma atroviride IMI 206040, 750 nucleotides. The record is from RefSeq and is a predicted model, not a curated record. Lineage: Eukaryota; Fungi; Ascomycota; Sordariomycetes; Hypocreales; Hypocreaceae.